Messenger RNA from Myotis lucifugus (little brown bat), 4053 nucleotides. RefSeq names its product progestin and adipoQ receptor family member 3 (gene PAQR3). The transcript is spliced from 6 exons. Bases 174 to 1109 code for a protein of 311 amino acids. Gene Ontology annotation, cellular component: membrane. Gene Ontology annotation, molecular function: signaling receptor activity. Lineage: Eukaryota; Metazoa; Chordata; Mammalia; Chiroptera; Vespertilionidae. The record is from RefSeq and is a predicted model, not a curated record.
GCCGGCGGUGGCCAGUGUGCUCGCAGCCGGGCCUGGGCAGCGGCGGCGGCGUCGGACCUCGCGCAGCGUCCGCGGGGUCCGGGGCGGGGGCUGCGGCGGCGAAGCCCCCUCCCCGGGGAGGCGGAGGCGGGGCCGGGCGAGCUCCCCGCGGGGAGCGGUGGCGACCGGGGAGGAUGCAUCAGAAGCUGCUGAAGAGCGCGCAUUACAUCGAGCUGGGCAGCUACCAGUACUGGCCGGUCCUGGUGCCCCGCGGCAUCCGCCUCUACACCUACGAGCAGAUCCCCGUGUCCCUCAAGGACAACCCGUACAUCACCGACGGCUACCGGGCCUACCUGCCCUCCAGGCUGUGUAUCAAAAGUUUGUUUAUUUUAUCUAAUGAGACAGUAAACAUUUGGAGUCAUUUGCUGGGUUUCUUUCUCUUCUUCACACUGGGAAUAUAUGACAUGACAUCUGUGUUACCUUCAGCAAGUGCAUCCAGAGAAGAUUUUGUAAUUUGUUCUAUUUGUCUUUUCUGCUUCCAGGUCUGUAUGCUUUGCUCUGUGGGCUAUCAUCUUUUUUCCUGCCAUCGAUCAGAAAAAACCUGUCGAAGAUGGAUGGCACUAGAUUAUGCAGGAAUUUCUAUUGGAAUACUGGGCUGCUAUGUCUCUGGAGUAUUUUAUGCAUUUUAUUGUAAUAAUUAUUGGCGGCAAGUGUACCUGAUCACAGUGCUUGCUAUGAUCCUGGCAGUGUUCUUUGCGCAGAUCCAUCCCAGUUACCUCACACAGCAGUGGCAGAGGCUGCGUUCCAUCAUCUUCUGUUCCGUUUCGGGAUAUGGCGUAAUUCCUACUCUUCACUGGGUUUGGCUCAAUGGAGGCAUAGGUGCUCCUAUUGUACAGGACUUUGCACCCCGUGUGGUUGUGAUGUACGUGAUCGCACUUCUUGCUUUCCUGUUCUACAUUUCCAAAGUUCCAGAGCGGUACUUUCCAGGACAACUAAACUACCUCGGAUCGAGCCACCAAAUCUGGCAUAUCCUGGCAGUAGUGAUGUUAUAUUGGUGGCACCAGUCAACAGUGUACGUCAUGCAGUACAGACAUAGCAAGCCUUGUCCCGACUAUGUCUCCCAUUUAUGAAUUCAGGUAUAGCUACCUGGUGUGUUCAGCUGUUAAGCAAUAUAUAAUAGGGAAUUGUAUACCCCAAUAUUUCUAAGAUUCCCCUUAGUUUUUCCUUUUCCUAUUUAAUAUAUCAUGAGUAAUAGCUUCUAAAAAUGGAAAAAUACAUCAGGAGCUGUAAUAGUCACUGCUUUACAAGCCCUUAAAACUAUUACUUUGCUGCUUGUACAGGAAGUGAAAAUUAAUUGGCAAUGAAUGUGAAACCAGUGUCAAAACAGUAUUCAUUUUACUUACCACCAGCUUAAUUCCUUAGGAAGGGCUCACCUCCGUUAUAAAACGGGGUCACCCUGUGUGAAUACUUUGAUAGACAAUAUUUACAGAUGACCAAGUGCCUAAUCAAGGCGAGGGUUGUGACAGCCUAUGCUUAACACAAGCUAGGACAGUGAUUGUGAAUCAUCACUAGCCUUUGAAUACAUGGUUUGUGAGAAACUGGCAUAUGCGACGUAUUUCCUUUAGCCGUGGGUUCUCUUCUCCAUAGGAACAUGGGAUUUUUUAGUUUGCUGGAACAAAAUUUUAAACCUCUUCUCCUUUAAGUUGAAAGAGUUGUUGAGAACUUGCAUUGUCAUUUCCCAUCAGGUAAAAAUGACAUUACAAACUGACUAUAUGAUCAGGUGACAAAUUCUGUGAUCUGAUAACCAACUAAUCAGCCAUUGAAGCUUUUUAAUUUCAAAUAUUAAGUUCAUAUAAUAAUUGAACUCUUGCCAGUGGAGUGCAGAUCCUUAGUUCCAAAAUUCCUGCAGGAGAAAAGCUUUCACCUCUGAAUUUGCAAUCCUAGACUCCCUGAUGAUUGGGGGAGGUGUAGGGGGGAGGUUUCCCAGCUAUAUGGGUGCUACUUUUAAGGCCAUAGAAUCUAGAUGGCCCGGUCUUGACCCUGAAAUGAACCUUAAGCCUUAGAACAAAGUCAUGCAGAUGCCCCAUUUGAUGGCAGAUUAUUCACCUGUGCUCUGGUCUUUCUCUGUUUAUGCAUGUGUUAACAUUGUAUUGAUAACUCAAAGUAUUGAUACAUACUAAUAUUUGGGCCUGAAAUAUUAAAUGGGCAUUUUAUUGUAUAUACUUAAAAAGAUCUCAAUGCCCUAUCAUACAGCAUAACACUCUUGUUCUUUGGUAUUUUUCAUAUGCAGAAGUUAAAUCCCUUAAAGCAUUCAUUCAUAAAAACAUGUGGUUAAUUGGAAUAUAAAAUAGUACCCAAGUUUCUUAAUGAGUUGACAUAAGCUACUUUAAAUAUUGGUAUAUCUUCAGAACCUUGGAAUUACUAAAUAUCAGAAGUGUUAAUUAAUGGUGAAGCUUAUUCCCAAAAUGCGAUUUGUAUAUCUGAUACUAGGAAUGUUAACUUUAAUGUGCCUCAGUUUAUGCAUCUAUAAAAUUUUGUAUUUUUUCAGUGUAGUGUUUUUGUAAUAUAAAUUCCCCAUACUAGUAUCUCAGCAAAAAGAGUUUUCCCCCCAUAGGCUAACGACACACUGUAUUUUGGUGGAACACUACUCUCUGAAGAUGGCAGUUUUAUUGCAUAAGGACACAUUUUUUUAAAAAAUAUAUUUUACUGAUUUUUUUAGAGAAAGGGAGAGGGAUAGAGAGAUAGAAACAUCGAUGAGAAACAUCCAUCAGCCACUUCCUGCAUGCCCCCUACUGGGGGAUCCAGUCCACAACCCGGAGUGUGCCCUGACCUGGAAUUGAACCAGCAAUCUCUUGGUUCAUAGGUCGACACUCAACCACUGAGCCACACCGGCGGGGCUCAUAAGGCCACAAAUUUGACCCAUGUGCUAAACAAUAAAAGAUUCUGGUAUAAUGAUAAUAGGAUACAUUUUCCCUAUAACAUCCCUUAUUAGCUUACAUGAUAUUAUUGCUUUUUUUAAAAAAAAGUUCCUAUUUAUUUCAGAGAGAGGUAACGAGAUGGGGAGAGGAAUAGAAACAUCAAUGAUGAGAGAGAAUCAUCAAUCAGCUGCCUUCUGCACCCCCACCCCCCCACUGGGGACUAAGCCUGCAUCCCAGGCAUAUACCCCGACCAUUGAACCUCAACCUCCUAGAUCAUAGUUCACCACUCAAUCAGUGAGUCACACCAGCAGCCAGUUGAUAUUAUUUCUUUUAAAUAGAUAUUUUGUCAUUUUGGCCAAACAAAAUACACUAUUUACAUUUAAAAAUGAAGAAGUCUACUUAUUUUAGGUCUGGGACCAUUUUUGUUAUAAAAUCUUCUCAAAAACAUAUUGAAACCUUAAGUUUUAUUUUAAUUUUUAAAAAUAUUCCUGAUUUUUUGUAAUAGUGUAUGAAUUAUUUAGUACUUGUCAUCUGAAUUAAUAAACACAAAGAGCAUAAUGUGUUUAAGACUGUUUUUCAAAUAUAAAAGGUCUGACUUUAAGAAAGAUUAUACCAUGUGAACAUUUCAUCUUUUCAUGAAAGUGUUAAAUAUUGUAAGAAAGCUGAUCUUUCUCAUUCUUAUCUUUACUAUGAUGUAUUUAUUGUAACACAGAAAUGAAUGAAUGUGGAUUGCUGUCAACUAUAAACACUUCUGUAUAUCAGCAUUUAUUGACCACCUACUGUGUGCACAUCACUACUGGCAAAAUUUUUAAGGCAUUGUUAACAUUAAAGAAUAACUAUUUAAAAAUUGCCUUCAAAUCUGAGCCUUGUAAUAAUGUAUAUUUAAGUUAUUUUUGUUUUACUGGAUUAAAAUUUUUAAUUUUACCUAUGUAAAAGCUCGCUACUGACGGACUUUACAUUUUAAAAUUAUCCAUGGCUGUUUUAAAUUGUCUAGUGGUUUAUAAGGUUGUAGUUAACUCAUUUAAGAGACAAUUAUCUUUCUGUAUAAGGCAUUUUUAAAUAGCAAGAUAGUGCUUUUCUUUGUUAUUCAUCUGAGUGCAAUUCAUAAGCUGCAUGGCAAAAUAUGUAUUAUGUAAAUAAACUGGUUUACUAUAUA